AUGGAGCCUCUGGACAGGACAGGCUGGACACUGCUCUCUGGUGACCCCAACACCUCCACUCCCAACCUGGGGUAUCACUACUCCUACCCUGAUUCUGGCCCUGCAACCCCGUCCUUCCCCUCCCCAUCCUUGUUCCCCAGUUCGUCCUCCAACGUGUCCAGUCAGAGCGUCCCGUUCCAGGGCAGCAGUACCCUGAUGACUGCGGUCAUCUCCCUGAGUGUGUUCGUGGUCGGCCUGAUCGGUAACACCCUGGCCAUCUACGUGGUGCUACGCUACGCCAAGAUGAAGACCGUCACCAACAUCUAUAUUCUGAACCUGGCAGUCAGAGAUGAACUCUACAUUCUGGGACUUCCCUUCCUCACCACCCAGAACGUUCUCUCCUACUGGCCGUUCGGCUCCUUCCUGUGUCGCGUGCUGAUGACCGCUGACUCCAUGAGCCAGUUCACCUCCAUCUUCUGUCUGACCGUGAUGUCUAUCGACCGCUACCUGGCCGUGGUCCACCCCAUACGGUCUACGAAAUGGCGGCGACCGCGAGUGGCGAAGGUGGUGAGCGCCGCGGUGUGGGCGUUGUCGUUGGUGGUCGUCCUGCCCGUGGUCGUGUUCUCCGGCGUACAGGACACGUUUAACUCGUGUAACAUCAGCUGGCCGGAGCCGCAGGGGGUGUGGUCCACCGUGUUUAUCCUGUACACGGCUACGCUGGGGUUCUGCGGACCACUUCUGGUCAUCUGUCUCUGCUACCUGCUCAUCGUGGUUAAGGUGAAGUCUUCAGGUGUGCGGGCGGGCUUCACCAAGCGCCGGCGGUCAGAGCGCAAGGUGACCCGUAUGGUGGUGAUCAUCGUGGUGGUCUUCGUCCUCUGCUGGCUCCCCUUCUUCAUCAUCAACAUCAUCAACCUCAUCAUCAUCAUCCCAGAGUCCUCUGUGACCGCCGGCGUCUACUUCUUCUCUGUCAUCCUGUCCUAUGUUAACUCCUGUGCCAACCCUCUGCUCUAUGGCUUCCUGUCAGACAACUUCAGACAGAGCUUCAGAAAGGUUCUGUGCGUGCGGAAGGCCAACGGCGUGGAGGAUGGCGACCCCAGCGCCCCGAGGAUGGAGAAAACUAGAGAGACGACAAGAGACGACUCCUUCCUGUCGCCUAGGAACCACGAUGGACACAACGGACUCACACCACAGAAUAGCCAGGCCGUCCAAUUGGAGCCUUGUGGUAGCCCAGGGGAGAAAACAAGGCCCUCAGGGCCCACUGUGAUUUGCCAGUCCUCGCUUUAAACUCACCUGAUUGGCCGGUUUGAAGUCUCUCUCCCUCUCUGUGUCUCUCUCUCUCUCUCUCUCUCUCUCUCUCUCCCUCCAUAUCCCUCCCUCCCUCCCUCUUAAUUCAAUUCAAUUCCGGGGAUUUUAUUGGUAUGGGAAACAGAAGUUGCCAAAGAAAGUGAAAUAGAUAAACUAAAGUGAAAUAAACAAUAAAAAGUGAACAGUAAACAUUACACACAAGUUCCAAAAGAAUAGAGACAUUUCAAAUGUCAUAUUAUGUCUAUAUACAGUGUUGUAACGAUGUGCAAAUUGUUAAAGUACAAAGAGAAAAUAAAUAUGGGUUGGAUUUACAAUAGUGUUUAUUCUGGUUGACCUUUUCUUGUGGCAACAGGUCACAAAUAUUGCACACCGUGGCAUUUCACUCAAUAGAUAUGGGAGUUAAUCCAAAUUUGACUUGUUUUCUAAAGGCUAUGCUCACUGAGUCUGUACAGAGUCAAAGCUUUCCUUCAGCUUGGGUCAGUCACAGUGGUCAGGUAUUCUGCCGCUGUGUACUCUCUGUUUAGGGCCAAACAGCAUUCUAGUUUGCUCUGUUUUUUUGUUAAUUCUUUCCAAUCUGUCAAAUAGUUAUCUCUUUGUUUUCUCAUGAUUUGUUUGUGGAUAAUUGUGUUGCUGUCCUGGGGCUCUGUGUGGUGUGUUUGUGAACAGAGCCUCAGGACCUGUUUGCUUCUCUCUCUCUGUCUCUCCGCCCUCUAUUCUAUCCUUCUCAUUCACUCUCCCUCUGUUUUUCUCUCUCUCUCUCCCUCUGUUUCUCCCUCUCUCUCUCUCUCUCUCUCUCUCUCUCUCUCUCUCUCUCUCUCCCUCUGUUUCUCCCUCUGUUUCUCCCUUUCUCUCUCUCUCUCCCUCUGUUUGUCCCUCUCUCUCUCUCUCUCUCUCUCUCUCUCUCUCUCUCUCUCUCUCUUUCUCUCCCUCUGUUUCUCCCUCUCUCUCUCCCUCUCCCUGUUUCUCCCUCCGUUUCUCCCUUUCUCUCUCUCUCUCUCACCCUCUGUUUGUCCCUCUCUCUCUCUCUCUCUCUCUCUCUCUCUCUCUCUCUCUCUCCCUCUGUUUCUCUCCCUCUCUCCCUCUGUUUCUCUCUCUCUCUCCCUCUGUUUCACCCUCUCUCUCUCUCUCUCUCUCUCUCUCUCUCUCUCCCUCUGUUUCUCUCUCCCUCCCUCUGUUUCUCCCUCUCUCUCUCUCCCUCUGUUUCUCUCCCUCUCUCUCCCUCUCUCUCUCUCUGUUAUCUUUUGAUUACCAUUUACAGAGGAGCUUUAAGUGCAACGACAAACAUAAAGUAAACACCAUCAAACACCACGAAGCAGCAGCGCUUUCAGGGUCGUUGUUACAGAGAUGAGUCCCCUCCAUCUGAAGCUGUUAAGUGACUGAUGCAGGAGUUUGGAUCACCACUUGAUUACAGGGAUGCUCGAAGUGCAGCAACAACAACAACAACAACAGCAGCAGCAGCACGACAAUGCAGUAUGAAGCACCACAGCACUUUCAGGGUUGUUUGUUGCAGAGGAGAGGACACAGAGGUUCAUCUAUUUCAACAGUUGAUUUGUAAAACACGUUCCACUACUUCAGUGUGUUCUGAAUGGCGCUACAUCGCCGUUUCCCAACUGCUCUGUUAUAUAACGCGUUUUUCAUCUUCACGAUUCCUUUUAAAAGUGAUAUUUUACUCUACAAAGUCAAGCUACUAGUUGUGCUGUUAUUUCGUGUCUCUACUAUGCUUUGUAAUGGUGUGGCUUUAUCAGUGUCUGUUUGGGCUUUCUGAGGAGGCUUCUAGAAUCUGUCUCUGUUUGGGCUUUCUGAGGAGGCUUCUAGAAUCUGUCUCUGUUUGGGCUUUCUGAGGAGGCUUCUAGAA
Oncorhynchus masou masou (cherry salmon) is the source of this 3139-nucleotide messenger RNA. Its product is annotated as somatostatin receptor type 5-like. Gene Ontology annotation, molecular function: neuropeptide binding; somatostatin receptor activity. The transcript has 7 exons. Gene Ontology annotation, biological process: neuropeptide signaling pathway; cellular response to glucocorticoid stimulus; regulation of insulin secretion. The record is from RefSeq and is a predicted model, not a curated record. The coding region runs from base 1 to 1263 and encodes 420 amino acids. Lineage: Eukaryota; Metazoa; Chordata; Actinopteri; Salmoniformes; Salmonidae. Gene Ontology annotation, cellular component: plasma membrane; neuron projection.